Molecule: messenger RNA, 2465 nt
Organism: Corticium candelabrum
Lineage: Eukaryota; Metazoa; Porifera; Homoscleromorpha; Homosclerophorida; Plakinidae
Exons: 1
Coding region: 14-2260 (748 amino acids)
Source: RefSeq, a predicted model, not a curated record
ACUCUUGGAAACAAUGUCAAAAGGUUCUUCGAUUAUUAGUGAAGUUGUGCAAGAGCUUAGCUCUCAGAGAGCUUCUCUUGAAGACACCUUAUGUCAAAUCACUUUUGCUCAUGAGUCGUUUGAGUUGCAAGCCAAUCAGGCAUCAGAAGACAUUCAUGAAACUGUUGCACAACAAAUCAGUGAGCUCAACCAGCAAAAGGAACGACUGCUGCUUCAAGUUCAUGAUAUUUGUGAAACCCAGGGGAAACAACUGAAAGCUAAGGAAGAAAAUUUGAGAGAAAGUAUCGCUGUCUUAUCAUCAGCUUUAGAUAAAAUUGAAGGGUUUUCACAGAGUCAGAUUGGAGAGAUCAAUCAAAGAGAAUUGCAGCAGUGCAUGGCUCAGCUGUUUCAUACCGUCAAGGAAACAAUUGACGGAGUUGACAAUCUCGACCAACAGAACUUAUGCUGUCAACUAAAUACAACAAAAUUGCAGGAAGUGAUCACCAAGUUUGGUGAAAUCAACAUUGUUGGUUCAAAAGAAGCAGAGUGCGAGACAUCUGAAGUUAUGUCUUCUAUGAAAGCAACUGUUAACACCAUUUUAAGCAGCUGCUUAGGUGUUAACAAGCAGUCUUGGUUUACAGAUGACAUUCACAUGUGGCUGGCUAAUACACAAGUAAUGAAUGUUGAUUUAUCUGCUACUGAAGCUGUUCUUCAAGGACUUCGAAAGCAAUCAGAAAAACAAGACCUUGUUUGGUUGCUGGAGCAACCAGCCACAGCAGAACAAUCAUCAUUUCACGAUGUCUCGGUGACUCAAGAUGAUGGCAAUGAUGGUAAUAGUUGUCAGUAUUGGCUUUUCAGUGGAUCAGAAACAAGUGAUGGGCAAUCUACAGUCAAGAACAAGACUGGACAGUAUGAAUUCUGCUCAUCUGAUAUGUGUGUUUGGCUUAGUUUCAAAGGCAAGUUGGGCAUCACCGUUGAUCAAGAAGAGGCUGUUGACAGCAACCACUUGAGAAUGAAAGAGGAUGAACUGGAAAGGGAAGCAACGGCUAUCUUACGUGCCGAGUCUUUUCGACACAGUCUUAAGCAGUUGGAAGAAGAGUCACGUGACUGGAGUCAAUGGAUUUACAGAGGCACCUCAGAGGCAUGUACUGCUACCAAGUCUUUAUCAAAUACUAUCAAUAUGAAUAGCUGGCAAGCAUUCUUGAAACCUCAAUCUGAUUCUUAUGCAGCAGCUAUUGCUACAGGAAUGCAAUCUUAUUUUUCUUCUCCCCUUACAAAAUGGUUGAGAAUGCCCUCAAAGCCAUCAGAUGGUAAUGUGUCAGAUUCAGAAAUGUCUACCCAACAGCAGCCUACUGAGGCUGUCACAUUUACUUGUCAGACCUUCAAAUCACCUGACUAUUCUCUUUGGCUGACGGCUUCACGUGGAUUUGAGAACAGUGAAUCAAGUGGUGAUUUAGAUAUGUGGCUUGCUUUGCCAAAAUAUGCUUCUGAAUACACAAGCAAUCAAGUUGCACAGGCAUUUGAGAGACUCAGAACAAACGAAUCUGAUUACACCAAGUGGCUGCUGCCUGAUUGCACUGUUGAAACACCUGUCACCUCUUUCAUGACAGAACAAAGUUGUGCUUUAGAUCAAUGGCUACUUUCUGGUCAAGAUGCAGCUGUUGUCACUGGAGGCUAUCCAUCAGGUGCUUCUUUGCUUGGUUUUGGUAAUUCACUAAAGUCGUCUCACCUUCACUGGUUGAUGAAAUCUGAUGAAAUGCAGAAGUCAUUGAUAGCUGAUUCACAAGAUUUGAACACUGGUCAUUUGAUUGCAGAUGAAAUGGCUCAAGUACUGAAGAAACAUGAUGAAAGUGCUGCUGACAUCAGUCAAUGGCUUGCCCCAUCAGUGUCAGGAUUGGAUCUGACGUUUGAGGAUGAUUCUGCUAAUAAUGAUGUCAGCCACUGGAUUGUCCAUAGAGAGUGGAGUAAAAACACCAGUGAGCAACUGCCUUGCAAGAGCCAACCAUUUGAGUUUGAUGACCUGAGUUUGUGGUUGUACCCACAAGGAUACAAGUCAGCUGAAUCUUCCACUUCAUCGAUUGAUGAAUUUAAGAACAUCAAAUUUUGCUUGAGCAACAAGUCUGUUGCAUAUCCACAUGCAGAUGUCGAUCCUAACAACAGUGACGAGAUUGUUGAGUUGGAAAGCAAUGCCACAAGUCAAGACUUUGAAAUCAUUGAUCAAUUCUCAAAAAGCAGUCAUUCAUCACUGGAUGACACUUGGCUUCACCAAUCUGAACAAUAGAAUAUCGUUCAAGCUGAACAUGCAUUGAAGCAAUUGGACGUAAUUUUACCGACUGAAAUUGCAAUAUUUGUACAUAUGUUAUUGAUGUUAGCUUAGUAGUCUACGUUGAUGUUGAUCAGCGGAAUUAAAUCCGGAUGUGUUCAGUUGAUGUGUUCGCCACAACAAUUGGAGAAAAUUCCAUGCAAUACAACUCGUUAUACAACCA